This is a messenger RNA of Aricia agestis (brown argus), 704 nucleotides long. RefSeq lists its product as uncharacterized. Bases 92 to 418 code for a protein of 108 amino acids. The transcript has 2 exons. The record is from RefSeq and is a predicted model, not a curated record. NCBI's taxonomy places the organism in Eukaryota, Metazoa, Arthropoda, Insecta, Lepidoptera, Lycaenidae.
CAUUAUAGUCCAUUAAGCAACCUGAACUGAAUUGUAAAAGUUGCAAUCACAACCAGUGUUGAGGUGAGCGUGGUGUGGUGAGGUCGUUAAAAUGAAACUGAUAUUUAUUCUGCCGGCUAUGUUUCUUCUCCUGCGAGAAGUGCCCGCCGACAUACAGCCAGCGGCAGAUCCGAUAGGCAGGUUCAUUCAGACGAACUUCGUGGGCUUCCCAGUCGCCCAUGCGCAGCAGACCUGGAUAUUCGAUCCAGAAGUCGCGUUGAGAAGGAAGAAGCAGUUCAUAGAACUUCACGGAGACAAAGGAGAGAAGUUGAUAGAGAGACUCGGCUUGGGCAUAGACGGCUUCGAAGAAGAGAGACUCGCGAGGCAGAGAGAAAGAGAUGAAGGACAUCUUGGUGGACUGAAUGCUUAUUUACCUUGAAAUGAGAAGAAAUCAAUGGUGAAAAUAGUGGUAGAGAGAUGUGACAUCUUGGUGAAUUUUAUUUACCUUGCAAAUGAAACAAGAAAUAGUGACAAGUAAUGGUAUUUUUGUGAGAUUGUGUGAAAAUAUGAAGUGUUUGGUUAUUGUCAGGGAACUCAACAUUUCGUUUGUGCAGAAGUAGCCGUGCCGUGCGACGGUGAAUUAAAAUUAAGCGACCUUACAAGGAUGUUUUUGUGCGGGAAAUCAUUGUCAAUUCUCAAAAGUCAAUGUCAGGGAGGCGUGGAUG